Maudiozyma barnettii is the source of this 1926-nucleotide messenger RNA. RefSeq names its product putative GTPase LSG1 (gene LSG1). Gene Ontology annotation, molecular function: GTP binding; GTPase activity. Gene Ontology annotation, cellular component: cytosol. Lineage: Eukaryota; Fungi; Ascomycota; Saccharomycetes; Saccharomycetales; Saccharomycetaceae. The record is from RefSeq and is a predicted model, not a curated record. The coding region runs from base 1 to 1926 and encodes 641 amino acids. Gene Ontology annotation, biological process: ribosomal subunit export from nucleus. The transcript has a single exon.
AUGCCACCAAAGAACGAACCAGUCAAGAAAUGGAAACCUCCAAAGGGUCCAAAACCAAUCCAUCGUAAGAACAAAAACACAAUCGGUCUAGGGAGAGCCAUUCAAUCUGCUCGUUUGAAAGAAAACUCGAUUGAAUAUUUGCCAGAUGGUGAAAUGAGAUUCACCACAGACAAACAUGAAGACAGUUGGGUGAAGUUAAGAUCUGUCACUCAGGAGACUGCCUUGGAUGAAUUUUUAAGUACUGCAGAGUUGGCAGACAAAGAUUUCACUGCUGAUAGACACUCCAACGUUAAGAUCAUUCGUUUAGAUAGUGGUGUCGAGAAUGCUACCUCUCAAGGUUUCGGUUUAACUAACGAACAAAGAGGGAAGCUGGACGCUAAACAGAGAGCUCAUGCUCGUGAACUGAUUGUUCCAAGAAGACCUGCUUGGGAUUCUACUACUACAAAAUAUCAAUUAGAGAGACAAGAAAACGAUGCAUUUUUGGAAUGGAGAAGGAAACUGGCCUUCUUGCAGGAGACUAACGACGAUUUGUUGCUGACUCCCUUCGAAAGAAAUAUCGAAGUUUGGAAACAAUUAUGGAGAGUCGUGGAAAGAUCCGACUUAGUGGUUCAAAUUGUCGACGCAAGAAACCCAUUAUUGUUUAGAUCUGUCGAUCUGGAGAAUUAUGUCAAGGAACUAGAUGAAAGAAAACAGAAUUUGUUACUGGUGAACAAAGCUGAUCUUUUGACUAUAAAACAAAGAAUUGAAUGGGCUAAAUAUUUCAUUAAACAAGGUAUCUCUUUCACUUUUUACUCUGCUUUGAGAGCUAAUCAAUUGUUGGAGAAACAAAACGAAUUAGGUGAUGAGUAUAUGUCAGAAGAAGAGGAAGAAGAGGAAGAAGAAGAGAUUGAUGAAUCGAUCGAACCCGAAAUCCAAGAAAAGAUCAAGAUCUUAAGUAUAGAUCAAUUGGAAGAAUUAUUUUUGACUAAAGCACCACAAGAACCAUUGACAAAACCUUUACCUGGACGUCCCUCCUUACUACAAAUUGGUUUAGUUGGUUAUCCAAAUGUCGGUAAAUCUUCCACCAUCAAUUCCUUGGUUGGUGCCAAAAAGGUCUCUGUGUCCGCUACUCCUGGUAAGACUAAGCAUUUCCAAACCAUUAGAUUAUCAGAUUCUGUAGAACUAUGUGAUUGUCCUGGUUUAGUGUUUCCAAAUUUUGCUUAUAACAAUGGUGAAUUGGUCUGUAAUGGUGUCCUACCAAUUGAUCAACUUCGUGAUUUCAUUAGUCCCUCUAAUCUUGUCGCUCAAAGAGUUCCUAAAUAUUUCCUGGAAGCCGUUUAUGGUAUUCAUAUUCAAACAAAGAGUGUCGAUGAAGGUGGGAACGGUAUCGUUCCAACUGGUCAAGAAUUGCUGAUUGCAUAUGGUAGAGCCCGUGGUUAUAUGACACAAGGUUUCGGUUCUGCAGAUGAGCCACGUUCGAGUCGUUACAUUCUAAAGGAUUACGUGAAUGGUAAAUUGUUGUACAUCAACCCACCACCACAUUUGGACGAUGAUACUCCAUACACCACCGAAGAAGCCCAGGAAUUCAACAAGGAUCUGUAUGUAUUUGACCGUCUACCAGAGACAAGAAGAGAACAAAUUGCAGAGGCCGCUAAGUCCAAGGGUAUCGAAGUCGUCGACUUGGCUCGUGAUUUGAAGAAUUUGACAUUUUCGGCACAUACUGGUGGUGAUGACAAAACUGACGCUAAGGCUGUUACUCACGGUGGUAAACAGGCUGCUUUGUAUAAUGCUGCCACAGAUUUGGAUAAGGAGUUCUUUAAGAUGGACGGUGUUGAAGGUCAAUUGACAAACCCAUUCCAUAAAAAUGGUAAGCAAGGUAACGGUUCAAAGAAACAUAACAAGAAAAACAAAAAAGGAAAGACGAGAACUCUGAUGAUGGCUGAUUAA